GUAGGCGUAAGCAACGUCAAUCGAACAUACUCAACAACAACUUCAAUAAGGAUUAUGCAGACUCUCUUUUGGAUCUUUACGCUGAGCUUUUGCGCCUGCGCGCUUGUGCAACAUGUGGCAGCGCAACUCAAUCAAACGGAGUCGCCGCCAACGCUUGCGGAGCCGGGCAUGUGGCGACAGGCGCGUCGACGCAGCAAUCUCGCCGAUAGUUGCACCACAAAUGGUGGCGCCACGGGCACCUGUCUCACGCGCUUCAAGUGCAUGCGUCAAGGCGGCACCGUCAAUGGCUAUUGUGGCACCUACGGCGUCUGCUGUGAAACCAACAUGGCGUGUGGCACAACGACACGCUUGAAGCGCACCAUCAUCAGGAAUCCAGCAACAUUUGCCAGCGACACUUGCCAAUACACCAUCGAGGCGUUCAGCGCGAAUGUGCAACAGCUGCGCAUUGAUUUCGAGCAGUUCGAGUUGCCACAGCCGGUGGUAAGUACCACCGAUGAACGUGUGAUAGAGUGCCAGGAUUACUUUGAGGCGGGCGCCUUUAAGCUGUGCGGCGUCAAUGCCGGUCAGCAUUUGUAUUUGCCCUUCAAUGUGGCCGCUGGCAUCGAUCAGAUCACGCUGACGUUUGCGGUGCCAACGCGUUGGACUCAAACCAAUUGGCGUCUGAUUGUCACACAGCUGGAGGCGCCACAAACGUCAACGAAACAUCGAUCGACAACGUUGGGAAACUUUGGGGCAAGCACAAAUAGUUUGCAGGAUCUGCGCAACAUAUUCGCCUCACAUCAUGCCGACUAUGAGCUUUUGGCGCCAGCUGGCUGCCAACAGUAUUACACGGAGCUGACUGGCAACAUACGUAGCUUCAACUAUCAGCCAACGUUGAGUUAUCCGUACAUGCCGGAAACCAGCUACACCAUCUGCAUCAAGUCGACGCCGAGUGCCAGCAUGAUUGAAUACAGUUUCAGCAAGUUCAGCAUGUCGGUGCAGACGGACGAUGUGGAGGGCUACGAUGAGGCAUGCCACGCGACGGUGCAUACGCAGGGCAGACAGGAGGAUUAUCUGCUGAUACCGCAGUCCAUACUGGCCAAGAAUACGGCCUAUCAGCCAACCUACUACUGUGGCACCAACGAUAACCUAAUAGUGUAUGCCCAACCGCCUUAUAUGAUGCACUUCUCCAGCGAUGAUUUGACCCUCGAUGCCACACAGGAGACAGGCUUCAGUAUGACUUAUCGCCUGCGAACAUCAAUUCUCUAAAGUGACAGUGGCAAGUUGUCCCAGUUAAGUGGCCAUUAGAUUAAGCAACACAUUUUAGCCAGUGUGCAUAGCAUUUUAGCAUUUACUCGUAAUAAAGU
Messenger RNA from Drosophila nasuta, 1346 nucleotides. RefSeq lists its product as uncharacterized. The transcript is spliced from 4 exons. NCBI's taxonomy places the organism in Eukaryota, Metazoa, Arthropoda, Insecta, Diptera, Drosophilidae. Bases 55 to 1248 code for a protein of 397 amino acids. The record is from RefSeq and is a predicted model, not a curated record.